Pecten maximus is the source of this 7275-nucleotide messenger RNA. RefSeq lists its product as uncharacterized. The record is from RefSeq and is a predicted model, not a curated record. Gene Ontology annotation, biological process: negative regulation of calcium ion-dependent exocytosis; negative regulation of voltage-gated calcium channel activity. Lineage: Eukaryota; Metazoa; Mollusca; Bivalvia; Pectinida; Pectinidae. Gene Ontology annotation, molecular function: transmembrane transporter binding. The transcript has 6 exons. Gene Ontology annotation, cellular component: secretory granule; plasma membrane. The coding region runs from base 3517 to 5658 and encodes 713 amino acids.
UGGCAGAGUUGUGAUGGUGGAGACGCAGCAUACAACUAGCUAUUGCUAGUGAUGUGUUUACCUGGGCCCCGAUCGAUCGGGAGGUCUCACGAUACAUGUAAACACACCGUCACCGCCAUGACGUAAGCACCUCGCUCUGGGCCCGGAAUAAUUUUCAUCAAUGACAAACUCUUCCCAUUGAAAGCUGCCGACAUGUGAACGGACCUCUAACCAUCUCGUCACUUGGCGGUGGGGACUUUUCUGCUACAACAUGGCCACGGAUAGCUCAGACAGGAGUGUCACCAAGAAAUAUAAGUGGUGCGCGUGCGACUAAUUGACCAUGGGAUACGUCUCAUCACGUACAUCAGCACGUACUCUCACACAUGCCUUGGCAUUAACAAGGUAAAGUGAAACAUACUAGAUUCAGUGUCGACUGUUAUUGUAGUAUAAGUAUUGAUUUGAGAGGCUGGUGCUUGUGUAGGACAAACCAUGGCAGUCUGGCGCGGAGUAUAUACGUAUGCAGUGUAGGAAAUGUACAGAUUUAACACAAAUUACGUCGACUUCUGCUAAUGUGAUUGACACACUGACUGACAGGCGAACGCUGUGGUAGAGGACCGUGGUUCGCUCGAAGACGUUACGCUAGAUCACCAUGUUACCAGCCUAGAUCAGCCAAAUGUCCGCGCCAUGCCGGGUUCGACUCUCAUGCCACCAUUUAACGGCGACAUUCCUGGCCAGGCUGUGUCACCUUACGUUACCGUGGGUAUCCUCGUGGCCGGGUUCGUUGGAGGACUCGUCAUCGUCAUCGCCGUUAUUCUCUUCUGCAAGUUUUGUCUGAAGAAAGAUAAAGGGUUGGGAAGACAAAGUACAAGUGACAGCAGACAAGCGUCUGACAGAGACAGACGCUUUAAACCACUACAGCGAUAUGAAACCAUUAACUCGGAUGUCUUCUCAGAACCUAGUACGGGAUCGAUGGAAGGCAUACCCAUCAGCCCCCGUAAAACGUACGACACCAGAAGCGUGGAGAGGUUUCCUGCUGAUGUGGAAGAUAUAGAUGAAACAACGAAGCUCAAAUCGGACUUUGAUAAAGUGAGCUACCAUGAAGGUACAGAAGAGAGCGAACACGUACUUCAACACUUACCCGAGGACACCCCCGCGGAUAGAACGGGGAGGCGAGUAUCGUUUCAGCUCGAACAUCUGACCAAGACGCCAUUUCACCUCCAUCAGGGAAGAAGGUCCGCUCAAACUGCUCAACAUUGCACGAGGAACUGUGUCAUUUUUAACCUUUGAUCCGUUUAUGCUUCCCUAUUAAAUAGCUCUUCAUUAAGAAGAAGUACUAAGUCAUCAAUGACAUGAGUUUUUCCCUUAAUGAUUGAUAUAAUUGGCGUGAAGCAACCUGUUUCUGAUACUUUCGGAACCCAAUACAUCACCUCAUUAGCCGUUUCUGUCUUCUCCGUGUUACUAUGGUAGCAACAGAUCACCCCUCUCUUGUUUCUGCCACAUCUGUAUUACUAUGGUAACAACAUAUCACCGUUCUUGUUUCUGUCUCAUCCGUGUUACUAUGGUAACAACAUAUCACCUUUCUUGUUUGUCUCAUCCGUGUUACUGUGGUAACAACAUAUCACCUUUCUUGUUUCUGUCUCAUCCGUGUUACUAUGGUAACAACAUAUCAUCUGUCUUGUUUCUGUCUCCUCUGUAUUACUAUGGUGACGUAAGUUCUAUGUGUUUUGUGUUACCACGGUAAUACAACAGUUGCCCCUCUGUCAGUUCUAUGUGUUUGGUGUUACCACGGAAACACAACAGUUGCCCAUCUGUCUGUUCUAUCUCAGUGUUUGGUGUCACUAUGGUGACACAACAGUUGCCCGUCUCUCUGUUUUAUCUCUGAUGUUACUAUAGUGACAACAGUUGCCCAUCUGUCUGUUUUAUCUCUGUUUGAUGUUACUAUGAUGACACAGCAAUUGACCGUCUCUGUUUUAUCUCUGUUUGAUGUUACUAUGGUGACACAACAGUUGCCCGUCUCUCUGUUCUAUCUCUGUGUUUGAUGUUACUAUGGUGACAAAACAGUUGCCCAUCUGUCUGUUCUAUCUCUGUGUUUAGUGUUUCUAUGGUAACACAUUUCCCCAUCUGUCUGUUCUAUCUCUGUGUUUGGUGUUACUAUGGUAACACAUUCCCCCCAUCUGUCUGUUCUAUCUCUGUGUUUGGUGUUACUAUGGUAACGCAUUUCCCUAUCUGUCUGUUCUAUCUCUAUGUUUGGUGUUACUAUGGUAAAACAUUUCCCCAUCUGUCUGUUCUAUCUCUAUGUUUGGUGUUACUAUGGUAAAACAUUUUCCCCAUUUGUCUGUUCUAUCUCUGUGUUUGGUGUUACUAUGGUAAAACAUUUCCCCAUCUGUCUGUUCUAUCUCUAUGUUUGGUGUUACUAUGGUAAAACAUUUUCCCCAUUUGUCUGUUCUAUCUCUGUGUUUGGUGUUACUAUGGUAACGCAUUUCCCUAUCUGUCUGUUCUAUCUCUAUGUUUGGUGUUACUAUGGUAACACAUUUACCCAUCGGUCUGUUCUAUCUGUAUGUUUGGUGUUACUAUGGUAACACAUAUCCCCAUCUGUCUUUUCUAUCUGUGUUUGGUGUAACUAUGGUAACACAUUUCCCCAUCUGUCUGUUCUAUCUGUAUGUUUGGUGUUACUAUAAGGGUCUGAUAUAGAUGAUAAUUUCCACAAUUAUACAGUCAAAUUACCAGUGUUUGUUGUCCCGAACUUGGUAUUGUGAAACAAUCUAUCGCUAUGAAAUAAUGAAAUAAUGAAAUGUAGAUAUCUUAAAUUGGAAUGUGAUACUUUCGAUAUUCAAAAUGUUAUUUCUAGGGAAGAGAACUCCGAUGAAUGGAUUUAAGUAGAGAUUUCUCAAAGGAAAAAUAAUUUUGAAAAAUAUAAAAUGGGUACCCGGAUAAGUCUCUGUCAAUAUGUAAACAUCUCUUUGUUCUGGGUAUGUUUUUCCAUAUCCGGUCACGUGACGCGAUAUGCCCAUGUUCCCAUGCAUGUUGUCUGCCAGCAGUUUGAAUGUACCUCCCUACCAGAACCGGAAGUGACGUGUCCUUUCUGUAUAUUAUGGCUAUCCAUCAAUAUGUUGCGUGUUGAUAUAUAUUGUAAUGUAACGUAUUGCAAGUUAAUGUUGAGAAACCUACCCAUUCAAUACGAUCAAUACAAUAGUUUUUGUUCGACAAUAAUAAAUUGCAUGCAAAGAAUCCAAAUCUAAGUUAUUUUGAAAAUUACAAUUUAGAAUAAGAACAAUAUGCUUUACUUUCUUUAGCGGUUACAGCCAUUAACACGACAGUUUUAAAAAAAUAUGAUUAAUCUAUUCAUUUGUUGUGUGAAGUAUAUGGUACAGCGGUUCUUGCGUAAAGUUUGGCUACUUUAUCAACAAAAAUAUAUCAACCGCUGGUCAUUUUUAUUAUAGGUAUACAGAGGGAGAUUUUCAUCACUUGAAAAGGUCCCGGAUAGACAAAAAUAUCCGGAAACAGUGUUCCCUGGGCCCGCCUUUCCAGGGGCAGGAGAUGAGCAGCCCAACUACACCAGACAGACGGCAUUCAGAUUUCUACAUGGAAGAUGAAUAUAUCGGAAGUCCAAAACCAGAACCAUUUAUAUCCACGUCUGCAGUUAUGUCCCUUGGUGACUCUCCUUCACCAACUGAUUCUGCACCUCUGCAUCGAGAAGUGGCGGUGGAAAUACAUUACAAUGCGCGUGCAAGGAACGGCAGUGGUGGCAGUGGCCGCAGUGGUAAGAGUGUUGGAAGUGAUGGCAGUGGAGGCCGUAUUGGAAAUAGUAGCAGUGGGGGUCGUCUAGGAAGUAGUGGUAGCGGCGGACGUCCUGGAAGUAUUGGUAGUGGGGGACGUCCUGGAAGUAUUGGUAGUGGGGGACGUCUCGGAAGCAUUGGUAGUGGGGGCCGUCACGGAAGUUUUGGUAGUGGUGGCAGUAUUAACAGUAGUAGUGGAGUAUGUCUAAGUAAUAAUGAGAGCAGGCGUCAUUCGCUCGGAUUUGGCGCCUCGUCUGUUCCUAAAGUUGAGCGCGAAAAGAGAGUGCGCUCCCAUUCACAUAGCCUUGACACCAAUAGAAUAUUUGAGAGAGUGAAUGAACGGAAAGUGAAAAGCUUUGAGGAUAUUGUUGAUUACGAUGUGUUAAAAAUCACAGAAUUCAAAGGACCAUUUUAUAACACGGACUUCGACGUGAUAUCGGAACUAAAUUCCCCGGACACAUGCAAAGUCCGGUACAACGAUACGGGAAGUAUCGAAAUCCUGAACGAAGACCAGCUGGACCAGAUGGAUAUGUACAGUGAACUGGACUCUAUACGAGUGGACAGUGAUGAUACGGACACAUUAAACGGCACACAAAAGUAUCGCGAGCUGUGGAACCUGAGGACAACGUUCGAAGAGGAGGAAGAAUGCAGUGAUACAAUUCGUAUGGAGGACAUGACGUCACCGGAUCAGUCUCCAGACGGAGAAGUGCCUAAUUCAUACACCACAUCUUUUGAAUCAAAUACCGAGUCGGUGCCAUAUGCGGAGUGUGUUGAGAAACGCUGUAGUCCCCACAGUGGCGACUGCCCCCAAAUCUCCGGCUGUCAUCAGUUACAUCCUUCUCAUUAUGAAAACAGGAGACAAAACUAUAAAAACAUUCUAGCAAAGAGACUGCAACGAAAACCACCAAACGCGAGUGCCGAUAAUAGUUUUGAUAGUAUAGAGACUGUAGACACAGACGGUGAUGUGUCAGACACAAGUAGACCGGAAGUGACGACAACAUCGUUCGAGUCUACAACAGAUAACACAGACAGCACUACAGAGAGCCAAAACCACAAAUUAAUACAGAUGAAGGCGGAUAGUGGGUACAAAUCGUUGGAGACACAAUCUCCAUAUAUCAAACGGACUCACAGUACUAGUGAAAUCGAAGUGCUAGAGGAAGUUGACUGUCCUGAGCCAUCUGCGCGCAUCUAUACGCAUUCCUACUCACUUCCGGAGGCAGGAACGUCAAAAGAGCCGUACGGUCGGCGGUCAAAAUACUUUGAGAGGAGAAACGGAAAGACCGCGUCAAAAAAGCGGAGGGAGUACAGCCGGGAGAGACAGAUUGUGCAUAUUUAUGAGAGCAUCAAUGAGCCAGAGACGGACUCGAGAUCAGACCAACCGUCUGGUGACAGUUUCGAAGAAACACAUACACCAAGUAAGUCGUCACUGUUCUCUCGUUUCUUUAAGUCACAUCGGGAACCGAAGGAGAGAAUCAUGAUGCGAGAUUUCAGUGUCGAUCAGAAAACGUACAAAGUCUUUCAAGAAUUUGUUCGAUACGACCCUUCACUAGAAUCAAGUCGGUCGAGUCGGCACCGCUCUCCGCGGUUUACGCGCCACAGGUUACAGAGAAAACAUACAGAUCCAAUAUACUUUGAAGAACGUCGUCGUAAUCGGCUGACACCGGAACUAAGAAGCACGAGCCUGGGCAGCGACAGCAGCGCGAGUUCAGCUCGUCGUCUGUCGCCUCAGGACAGCAUAGAAGAAGAGGACUAUGAUAAGAUACGAGAGGCGGAAGAGGAGUGCUGGUCGAUGAAACAGGCUUCAAGGGAGGCCGUCGGGAGACAAUCACUGACAGUUUCAGUUCAUGACAUUCCAGUAAUCAACCUACCAGAAGAGGAGGUGUGUACCGCUGCUGAUGGGUAGUGUCAGUAUAGCUAUCACCACAUAAUCUACACCCGCAUCACCAUAGGAACAACCUACAUUAGGUAUAUCUGUUCUGAGUGAUGUCACGAUGCGGCGAACUUUGAUAUUAUUGUUGUUCAUACCAUUGACUGUGACGCCUCUUGAUUUUCCACAGAAGUCGGGGUAUAUUUAAGAGGGCUUCACAUUAAUGAUUUCAUACGUUCGUAUGAUUAUCUGUUAUACUGUUUGUUAAACCAUAUCUUUAUUUACAGAAGAGUAGAUCUUUUUAUGUUGAUGUUGAGGUGACGUUACAUUAUAUACAAGAUAUUUGAUAAUCAAUUACCAAUCGAAACUAUUUUAGUCAAAUUAUAUGUAUAUAUCUUAUUUUUCGUGCCAAUUCAAAUUUCCUUCAUCACUUGAUUUUAUCGUGACGCGUAUAACACUACUAGGAAUCUAAUCAUGUGUAGAAGGAUGUCUCCCCUCACAUUGACAGCAUGUGGAGAGUUACUUACUCCCUUUCUGACCACUGCAAUGCUCGGUCGAUGGAUUUCAAGAUGACACCUAUGACAAUCAAGAGGAAAUAGACAAUGACUUGGCUUUUUGCAUUCUUUUACGGUUAGCAAUUUAAAAAGCCAGAAAUAGUAUGAAUUAUACAGAUAUGUGCCAUGAUUAAAGUAAACAUAGAGCAUAAUUAUUGUUGUCCGAGGUCAAGGCUAGACCUUCUCGUGUCUGACAUCGUCGCCAUCUUGAAAUGCUCUAACUUCACACGUUCAUGACCAUGGCACGUGGUACUUUGAGUAAAUUUUAAAUUGCCAAACAGAAAAAAAUCUGGAUAUUAACUUCCCCUCAUGUUGACAGUGCCGGGAGAGUUACCUUCUCUCAAACACGCAAUAUUAAUGAGUUACCACCCCUUAUACUGAUAAUGGAGUAACCUCCCUUCACACUGGCUGUACGUGGAGGCUUCCCCUGUCCACUCUGACACAGUGAACGAACAUUCAGUACACCGUCAUGUUGCUGAAAUUAUAGUCGUUAUUAAAAUAGAAUAUACGCUUCCCUCGGGCAACAUAUUACGUUUAGAAUAAUGAUUUUUAUGAAAAUUAUCGUUCGAAGUAGAAUCAAUAUUGCUUUUCCUAAAUGUGUUAUUAAUUAUAGAUGGAACAGAUGUUGUAAGUGCUGAAAAUGUCUGUAUAGCUGAUGUGAAAUAUGAUGUUAAGGAUGUACUCCUCUGUAGUUGCAAUCACGUUCAAGUCUCGUUUCACGUUCAAGUCUCGUUUCGAUCUUGUGUAAGUUUUUUUUUGUUUUGUUUUUUUGCAAUAUUUACCAAAAUGUGGCCAAUCUUAUAAGAAAACAGGAAUCUGGAGGGAAAAUGUGUCAUAAAUCUAGAUGUCUGUUAUUAAGAGUACUUUUUCCACAAGAAUUUUAAUAGAUAACCAAUUCGGCAGCCAUUUUGAAAAUGUGUAUUUCUUGCCCUUCAUGAAAUGCCCAAAUUUCACAUUUUUUAAACUAAAAAUGUAUCACUGUAAUGAUCAGUGUGUGGCCAUUUUUAAUUGUAGCAAGCUCAUUUUGCUGUUAAUCAUUGUGAUGUUCAUUACAAUGAGACAAAAACAAAACACAAAAAUAAUGGAAAGGAGGGGGGGG